AUGGAUCCAGGAGCCAACGAAGUCGAUCGUCAGUUGUUAGAGAAGUGGCUGGCCUCCGAUGUCGUCUCCAAUUACUGCAAGUCGGCAGUUAACGGUGAAGACAACGCAAAGAGAAAGAAGCAAAAAUGUCAAACAUAUUUUGCUGAGAUUUUCUUUGCUCCGAUGGGUGGCUCUGCUCCUACUAGAGAGCCGAGAGCCUGUGAUGGCCGGCUCAGAAUGCUGUUAUUCCCCCGGUGCAGCAGCAGCCGCUUGUUGUGUCUGGCAUACGUGUUCUCCAUUAUCGCUGCAAUUUCGGAGUGCGCUGCAUUGAUACAUGUAGCAACCUUUGACACCGAUAGAACAUAUCACCAGGCUUCACUGGUGUUUAAGUGCCUCAGCGAAGAGGGUGUCCACGUGCUUAACUUGUGCCUACUCGCCAUGCGAAAGACGCCAGAUGCUGCAAGUCCGGAAUUUUCGCUUAGACAGUGGUGCCAGGUUCCCAGUGAUUACAGAGCAUGGGCUCUGGAUGCACUACAUGACCAUCAGAUCAACUUCCUUAACGGCAAAGUUCCAAAAGCCCAGCCUUCCGGUGAAGCUUCAGGAGCCCAGCCUUCUGGUGAAGUUUCAGGAGCCCAGCCUUCGGGUGAAGCUCCAGAGACCCAGCCUUCGAGUGAAGCCCCUCGUCCCGCCGCGCGGGCUGAUGAAGAGCCACAGGCCCCACCAAAAGUCCUUCGCAGCUCCCGGGGAAGAGUCCUCUCGCCAAUCCAGCCACGGUCAGCCCUCCGCAGCCAGCCAGCCAGUCAGGUGCCAUCGAGAACCAAUACCCCCGCAAGAAUGGCCUAA
This is a messenger RNA of Trichophyton benhamiae CBS 112371, 822 nucleotides long. RefSeq lists its product as uncharacterized. The record is from RefSeq and is a predicted model, not a curated record. Lineage: Eukaryota; Fungi; Ascomycota; Eurotiomycetes; Onygenales; Arthrodermataceae. The transcript is spliced from 3 exons. Bases 1 to 822 code for a protein of 273 amino acids.